CUCACCUAGAAUGACGCAAAACUUGGGAGCCGCGCUGCGGUUCGCUCCACUGCCCGGUUUACGGCUCCUCUUAACAGCGGUAGAUUUUGUUCCUCUUUGGCAGCAAGACGUCAACCGCGAUAUUGUCUCGACGAUUGCUUUAACCUGCCUCUGUCAUCCGUGGAUAUACGAUUGACCAAAGCAGCGCGUCACACAAGGGCAAGCGGUUCCAGUCCUGCGGACUGCCAGCGAUCAUCCUGCCGAGAGCCAAUUUCCGCCAUUGGAGACAACACACUGGCUAGGCAGCACGUGUCAAGACGUCCCCUCUCGUCGCAGUCUGCGAUAGAAUAUACAGCCAAAUCUCACUUCGGCCUCCGUAGGCCUCCUAUCCUGGAAGCCUUGUCCCCUACGCUUCGUCACAAUGCCCAAGCAAAGAUCAGUCAAAUUCCAACACCGUGGGAACGGCAAUGGCCAAGAUCACCGACGCCAGAGUCUUUCUACAGCAAGCGAAAGUACUUCCGAACCUCCGAGUCCCCUAAAAGAAGGCGACAACAAUUCCAAUCGCAAUGGAUCACUCGUCAAGGGAGAAAAGCCAGCCGAGGCGUCGGACUAUGAAAAGAAAAAGGCGACCUUUAUAACUCGGACAAUUUGGACUAUCGUGAUGAUCAGUGGAUUUUUCGGUGCCAUGUUUGCUGGACAUGUUUAUGUCCUCAUGAUCAUCACAGCAGUUCAGAUCAUUUCGUUCAAAGAGGUGAUAGCGAUUGCCCAAGUCCCGACGAAGCAGAAGAAUCUUCCACUCACACGGUCCUUGAACUGGUACUUCCUUGCGAUCACGAUGUACUUUUUGUACGGCGAGAGCGUCAUCUACUACUUUAAGCAUGUACUUUUGGUUGACCGAGUCCUCCUACCCUUUGCGACCCAUCAUCGCUUCAUCAGUUUCAUGAUGUAUAUCUUCGGUUUUGUUUUCUUCGUCGCAUCGUUGAAGAAGGGCCACUACAAGUUCCAGUUUACUCAGUUUGCGUGGACUCACAUGGCACUUUACCUCAUUGUCGUCCAAGCGCACUUCAUGAUGAACAAUGUUUUCGAAGGCAUGAUCUGGUUCUUCCUGCCGGUUUCUCUGGUGAUCACCAACGAUAUUUUCGCUUACAUCUGCGGCAUCACGUUUGGUCGCACACAACUUAUCAAGAUCUCUCCCAAGAAGACGGUGGAAGGAUUCGUGGGUGCAUGGAUUUGCACGCUCAUCUUCGGGUUUGCUCUCACGAACCUACUUAUGCGCUACAAGUACUUCAUUUGCCCGGUCAAUGAUCUGGGCGCCAAUUUCUUCACUGGACUGGAAUGCACCCCUAACCCAGUCUUUGUGGCUCAGCCUUACCAUCUCCCCGAAUGGACUGGGCUGGACUACACGCUCUGGAUCGAGCCGAUGCAGUUCCACAUUCUUAUUUUCGCAACCUUCGCUUCCCUGAUUGCUCCAUUUGGAGGUUUCUUCGCUUCAGGACUGAAGAGGACGUUCAAGAUCAAGGAUUUUGGCGACAGUAUCCCCGGACAUGGAGGCAUGACUGAUCGCAUGGAUUGCCAAUUUAUCAUGGGUCUCUUUUCCUACAUGUACUACCAGAGUUUUAUCGCGGUAUACCGGACGAGCGUUGGCGCAGUCAUCGAGACUGCGAUUGUGGGCCUGACCCCUGAAGAACAGGUGGAGGUGGUCAAAGGUUUGGGGAAGUACCUCUACAAUCAGGGAAUAGUGUCGGACAAGGUUCUACAAUGUCUUGCGGUCGAAUUCGCCAAAAGAUAAGGAAUGGCAAACGAGCACCACGAAAGUUUUUUCUUUUUCGAUUCAUUGUUGUUCUGUGGAGUGGUCGAGGUACCAGCACGGAUGUUAGGCGUGCAUAGCUGUGGAGUCUUGAGACAUCCUACCAUGUGAUGAACCCCGUCCGGCAAAGCAACUUUUUCUUUCCGGUUUCCCAGAUAUGGACCGCAGCCGGGACGUUUUUGAACCCAUCAUCGGCAGGCGCAGAGCCCGUUUUCUUUUCUUCUUCUUGUACGAUUUGACCAUGGGUCACAGAAGCCAGCUAAAAAGAAGGUUGGCACGAGAAAAAGCCAGGUAGCUUCAGAUAAUAAUCGGCUGGCUCUAACAAUGAGGAUGCCUGUUUGAGUUCCGGCUCCAUGAACGAUCAGAUUCGCUCGCUUGAGAACGUGUUGUACAACACUGGGAAAGUCAAGUAGCAUUUAGUGCCAUCAGCGUCAACUCUGCCCUCUGCCGCCUCUACCACGACCGCCACCACGACCACCUCUCGCUUGACCACGCCCUCUGUCUCCCCGGCCUCCUUGGUCGCCGCGGUGACCUUGCCCACCCCUGCCGCGCGGGCCGUGGCCAUGGCCUCCUUGUUGGCUUUGGUGUUGUUGGGACUCCCGCGCGAGCUCUAUAAUCUCCUCAGGUACUCUUAAAUAUUUGAUCUGGCGGAAUCAUAUUAGCGGUGGAAAGAGGAAACAAGGGUCACAUUAGUAGGAGUAACUCCAGAUCUUAGGCGCCGAGAGACUGGAGGAUAAAUGUGGACACUGCCAAGGGUAGUCACUCACAUUGUUCCCUCUCACGUAUGCCUCAGGCAGUCUCCAAAACCGGUCCCCUUCCGGACUUGUCUGGACAACCUCCUUGAGCGUCAAAUUCAUCCAAGUGUCACAGUUGACGAGAUGGCCAUUGAGCGUUUCGCCAUUCUUGAGCUCAACAAGCAUGGGGUGGCCUUGGGCCGCUGUGAGCAGGCCUAAUGGAAGCUGGAGAUCAUGUGAUUAGACUGUACUCUGUUGCGCGCGACAUAGAAGCUAAGACUCACCAUA
Exophiala dermatitidis NIH/UT8656 is the source of this 2808-nucleotide messenger RNA. RefSeq names its product phosphatidate cytidylyltransferase. The transcript is spliced from 3 exons. Gene Ontology annotation, cellular component: endoplasmic reticulum membrane. Gene Ontology annotation, molecular function: phosphatidate cytidylyltransferase activity. NCBI's taxonomy places the organism in Eukaryota, Fungi, Ascomycota, Eurotiomycetes, Chaetothyriales, Herpotrichiellaceae. The coding region runs from base 401 to 1768 and encodes 455 amino acids. The record is from RefSeq and is a predicted model, not a curated record.